UGAAAAACAGACACUAAUCAUGAAGUAAAUGAGAAGAUGCUUUUGAGAUGUAUUCUGUUCAACCAGACUCACUAGAGACACACUGCCUGAUUUGACCCUGGUCAUUUGUACAGCAAGAUAUUCUAUUAAUUGGAAAAAUACCAUACAAUGUUCAAUGUGAAAGCCAACACAAACUGUCUCUCUCUAACAAAGAAAACCAGAGAAGUUGUGAGCAAGUGGGAACCAAAGUUCCAACAUCAAAUGCCAAGCCCGAGUUCUUCUAAAAGAGGCUCUUCCCUGCUUGUCCCUCAGGAUAACAAAAUCGCUCGUCUAAGAAGAUCUAUUUCUGGCAUGAUGGAUAGAGGAAGUACAGAAGAAGAAGCUCGAUGUCUGAUCACUGAAAUGACAAUAAAAGAAAAAGAAAUGCUCCAUGCUUCAUGGACUCGAGUUUACGGUUUGACGGACGCACAACGUAAGGCCUCUGGGAUCAAGCUGCUGUCUUGGUUAUUGGACCAUGUCCCCAACAUGAGGUCCAGAAUCGUUCUCAAGCAACCACCCGACCAGAACGAAGAUCCUCCUGUGAUGUGCCGCUGGUUUAUCCACCUGAGCGUCGCGGUCCCCAACACGAUUGACGACAUGGUCAGGCAUUUGAAGGAUCCCAUAGAGUUCAACAAUUACCUUGGAAACAUAGCUAGAUACCAUAUCGACCAGGAGCCGCCUGUUACCGUCCAGUAUUUUAAGGAUUUUGAGACUAUGUUUCCCCUCUACGUCCAAGCUUUGCUUGAACUGCCAAGCAACUCUGAUGAGAUCAUUCUGUGGAAAAAGUUGUUUGGCCUGCUGACCAGGAGAGUCCAGCAAGAGAGUAUUGCCGCAGGUCUCGACGAGAAUCCCAAAAAAAGAUGUUGUGUUAUCUUAUGAUGGACACUCGUGUCUGUGUUUGUAUCGGGGAAACCUUUUAACAAAUGAGAACACACACCAUUUACGUCUUCGUUGAGGCCCAACACAUUGACGGCCAGUAUUGUAUUGAAAAACAAAUUGUUGAUCAUUUCUAUGACGGGGCUGUAGUGUUUGUCGAUGGAAUAUGGCGAUUGCUAUGGUAACUAGUGUACUAAUGUUUUAGACUGACUUUCUGUUGGCAGGAUCAACAUUUUCUUUUAAAAUUCCUUAUUUCAAUUUCUGUAUAUUAAGUAUUACCAGCUCAUACAUAUAAUUAACUAUUGAAUUUACGCUAUUUACGCUAUAUAUAAUAUUGAGGCAUUGUCUGAGUUGAAAUGUCGAUUACAGACUUUUAUGUUGCUAUGAUGAUGACCUAAUAGUUUGCUAUUAACUUUCUAAAUGACGGCGUUGUCGUCUGCUCGGGAACGUUUUAGUUCUAAUUGUCUGUCGGGCAUCAUAGCUAUUUGUCAUAAGUAUUUAUAUAAAAAUAUUUAUUUAAAACUUAUACGUUCAGACAGAGUGUUCAUUUUAUUGGAAGAAAAAUUCCAACAUACACACAGCUAGGUCUCUCAUUCCAUUCAAGUAAAUCUUCAGCAGACCAGGCAGCAUGACGAGAUCAGUUGUAACUGCUUUGAGAAGAUGAUUAAUUAUUUCACUAGUGUAAAUAAUAUGAAAUCAUGGUCAUGACAAUGUUUUUAUUAAUGCACUAAUUUGUUUGAUCUUUGCUUUUAUAGUCUCUAUAUUCCAUACUCAAUACAUGUUACAGCCUUGUCAUCUGUUGGUCCAAGACUGUAAUAACUUUUUAUUUGUAUUUUAUGUAGAAGAGGAAAUUGAGCCUUUUAAUAAAUGGAAGAAACAUAA
This is a messenger RNA of Biomphalaria glabrata, 1776 nucleotides long. RefSeq lists its product as uncharacterized. Gene Ontology annotation, molecular function: heme binding; oxygen binding. The record is from RefSeq and is a predicted model, not a curated record. Bases 148 to 897 code for a protein of 249 amino acids. The transcript is spliced from 7 exons. Lineage: Eukaryota; Metazoa; Mollusca; Gastropoda; Planorbidae.